CUUUUGUCGACGACAAGGCAACGCACCAGCGACAGAGCGACCUAUAAAAAAAACGUCGCUACCCAGUUUAAAAUACCGUACGUUGUUUGUUAAUCGACUCUGUAGACUACUGUUUUUAUUACUUAAGCUGAAGAAAACCAAAAUUUUGGAUCAUUAUGGAGAUUCGACUAAUAUGAUCAUUUCAUUGAUGUGGUAGUGGAUUAAGUGAACACCGUCAGACUGACUUAUAGCUGACAACUGUCAGCUCGUUUCUGUGGUUCAUUCACUUAAUUGCCAAGUGCGGAAAUGGUUGAGGAAAAGUUCAAGGUUUUGACAUUUAAUUGCUGGGCUGUGUUUUUUCCUUCUUCUACCGUAAGAAAAGAAGAUAGACUGAAUGCUAUUGCAUUGCGUUUGUCACAAGGAGAUUUCGAUGUGAUACUCUUGCAGGAGAUUUGGCUUGAUGCGGAUUACGAUAAGCUCCAGUCGUUGUUAAGCGAAAAGUAUCCCUACUCGAAUUACUUCCACUGUAACUUAAUAGGCACUGGCAUGUGUAUUUUCUGCAAGUGGCCGAUAGAAUGCGUGUUUACACACCCUUUCACUGCUAAUGGAUAUCCACACUUGAUCCACCAGGCUGAUUAUUACUGUGGUAAAGGCAUUGGGCUUGCUCGAAUCACAACCAGAGGAGGGUUCAGGAUCAAUUUAUACGUUACCCAUCUAAUUGCUCGUUAUGAGUUGAAUCGUUCAAUGGAUAAAUAUAAUGGACAUAGAAUUUCCCAAUUAAUUGAGGUGAUGGAGUUUAUUCGAAUGACAUCGACUGGUUCAGAUGCUAUCAUUAUCAGUGGGGAUUUCAAUCUAGAAUCAGAUACUUUAGCAAUUGAAUUGUUUCGUACAUCAUUGAAACUAUCUGAUGCAUGGUUGAACAAUGCUAUAGCCAAGAAAAAUCCAAACAUUACGGAACUGGAAUCUGAUGGGUGUACAUGUGAUCGAGCUGAUAACCCGUAUAGAAAUCAGUUAUGGACCAAUGAAUACGGAAAUGGUGAAAGAUUAGAUUACAUAUUUUAUCGCUCUGGUCCAUCAGUGAUUGACUCACUCUAUAUUCCAACUUACGCUAAACUUGUUUGUGAUUCGUGUUGGUUAGAUAUGCGUAAGGUGCCUGAUGAUCCGCAUGGUUUACAUUAUUCUGAUCAUGAAGGUGUAGCUGCUAGUUUCACUAUUACACGACUGUCCAAUCCAACUAAACUCGAAGAGCAAAGCAUGUCAACAGAAGAGGUGAAUAAGUUACGUGAUCUACUAUCAGAUGCAGAUAAACAGUUAACUCGUGGAUUAAAUCAGUGUUUACAUGGUCGACUAUUGCAUUUAACAUGGGCAGGUGUAAUUGUCUUUCUGUUAUUCGUAUUAAUCAUUCUAAUUAAUCCAACUGGUUGGUUAACUUCACUAAUGAAGUGUUCACUAGAAGUAAUACUUGGUGCUGUACUAUUUUCCUUAAUAUGGGGUUCAUUAAUUGGUAGAACUAUAGAAAAAGCAGGAUUACAAAAUGCUAAACAAUGCGUAUCUACAUUAUUAUCCCGACUAGAGUCUUCAGUUAAUGAUUUUACUUUAGUUAAAUGAAUUUAAAUCUUUCUUUAAAAAAUCGAAUAAGUGGCCAGCAUAUAAAUGUAAACAACACAACGAUACAUUCCAAGCUACUGUGUCUUUGUUCUUUCUCCAAAAAUUUGAUUUCCUUCUGAAUAUAUAUGUACUGCAGUAUUUAUUACAUUGUCUGUCAACAUAUUGUUUUGUAUCCGUUAUCAUGAUAAUGGGUAAUCACAACAGUUAUUGUUAAAUCCCUUACGUAAUUUUUAUUUUCCUAGUCCAUUUUCCCGUUAUUAAUUGUCCUUGGAAUGCACAACUGCCUCUCGUUUCGUAUUGUAAUAAUCACACCGUGACUCAUUACUAUAAUCCGUUAUUUUUCAUUCUCUGUGUUAGGUACAACUAUCAUAAUACUAACAAUAACAAUAAUAAUAAUAAAGUUCAUUCGACUAUCUAUCUGUAUUUACCUCGUCCAAUAUGUGUGUGAUUAUAAGUGAAUUCCAUUCAACUCUGUCGUUCUUUCGACUCGCUUUGUGAUAAUGGUAAUCCUUUAAUACACAUCUUUUAGCACUGAAAAAUUGUGUUCUUUUCAUUUAUUUGAAUAAAGAAAUAAGUAUAAAUUAGGACAAAUAUGUUUUCAAAAAAAUGUAAAACAGUAAGAUGAAAAUCUGGGGAGAAUUAACCAGGCUUUUCUUUCCUGUCUUCAUCAUGGAUCAGUGCUGCUGUGAUUAUAGUCAUAGUGUUGAUA
Trichobilharzia szidati is the source of this 2296-nucleotide messenger RNA. The record is from the annotation of a GenBank genome assembly. Lineage: Eukaryota; Metazoa; Platyhelminthes; Trematoda; Strigeidida; Schistosomatidae.